AUGGGGAAGUUGGGUCUUAGUUGCAUCCGCAUGGCACUCUCAGACUUGUAUGCUUCACAGCGUUAUUAUAAAACUAGGCUCAUUCUCAAUGUCAAGGAUUCCAUGGCAGAGGUGAUUGAAGCUGCUUCAGUAGGUUUGGAUUUGAUAGAAAAUGGGAAGGUCAAAGCCAUCAUAGGGCCCCAAAUUUCGAAGCAGGCCAACAUUCUUAUUGAUGUGGGACUCAAAUAUCAGGUUCCUAUUAUAUCAUUUUCAGCUACCAGCCCUUCUCUAAGUAGCCCUCAAAGACGAAGUCCUUAUUUUUUUCGAGUGGCACAGAAUGAUGCAGCUCAAGUAAAAGCCAUCUCAGCAAUUGUUCAAGCUUUUGGAUGGAAGCAAGUGGUUCCCAUAUACUCACAAGGCAUAUAUGAGGAGGAACUAAUACCUUAUAUGACUAGAGCAUUACUAGAGGCAAAUGUAUCUACUCCUUAUCAAAGUGCAAUCUUCCCUUUAGCAACCAACCAACAGAUUCUCCAAGAGCUUCAUAAAUUGAAAAUGAUGUCCAAUAGAAUCUUUAUUGUGCAUGUGUCACUUAAAUUGGGUUGUCGUUUGUUCACAAUGGCAAGAAACAUGGGAAUGAUGAAGCAAGGCUAUGUUUGGAUCAUGACCACAAGGAUGAGUAAUCUUUUAACCUUGAAGAAUUCUUCAAUUAUUGAUUCAAUGCAAGGGGUCUUAGGUGUGAGUAGCUACUUUCCAAAGACAAAAGAGCUUGAAGAUUUUGAUGCUAGGUGGAAGAAAAAAUUUCAACAAGAAUAUCCUAGCAUCGUUGACACUCAAAUAAAUGUUUUGGGUCUAUGGGCCUAUGAUGCUGCAACAGCACUAGCUAUAGCGAUUGAGAAAGUUGUGCUCACAAAUAUGAGAUUCCAAAAUACAAAUGCUUCAAACAAUGCAACAAAAUUUGGAGAUAUGAGGCUCUCUCAAAUUGGUCCAAAACUUAGGGAAGCGUUACCCACGAUCAGAUUUCAAGGCCUUGUAGGGGAGUUCAGUUUUGUCAAUGGAGAAGUAAAUUUAUCAUCUUUUCAGAUAAUUAACAUCAAUGGUGAUGGGAAAAGAGUGGUUGGAUAUUGGACACCACAAAAUGCACUACAAAGAAAUAUGGAUUCCACAAGCAUGGGUGCUUAUUCUAUCUCUAAGACCAAUCUAGGACCAAUUAUUUGGCCAGGGGAUUCUUCCUCUACCCCUAUAGGCUGGGAUGAAUAUGAAUUAGCCAACACCAAUUAUUUGAGGGUAGGAGUUCCCUUUGAUCAAUAUAAAAGGUUCAUUGAUAAAAAAGGUGACCAAUAUAAUAACACAUUUGUUCUUGUGGGUAGCUACAGCAUUGAUGUUUUCAACUACGUAAUAGGGACGUUACCGUACAAGGUUCCUUACGAAUUUGUCUAUUUUGCCAACUAUUAUGACCCUUUCCACCCAGGUUUAAUCUACGAUAACUUGAUCAAGCAAACUUAUCUUGGGAAAUAUGAUGUGGUGGUAGGAGAUAUAAUGAUCAAGGCUAAUUGGUCCAUAUAUGUGGACUUCACAUUGCCGUUUACCGAGAGUGGUGCAACUUUUAUAGUGCCAACAACAAAACUAAGUAACAAGACAAAGGCUUGGAUUUUCUUGAAGCCCUUGACAUGGGAACUAUGGCUCACAACCGGUUGCUUCUUUGUGUUCAUUGGCUUUGUGGUUUGGGUGCUCGAACACCAUGCCAAUGAAGAUUUCAGAGGAUCUCCCUCCCAUCAAGUCAGCACUAGCUUUUGGUUUUCCUUCUCAACAUUAGUUUUUGCACAGAGGGAGAGGGUCCAGAGCAACUUGGCUAGGUUUGUGGUGAUCAUAUGGAUUUUUGUAGUGCUUAUACUAACACAGAGUUACACAGCUAAUUUGGCCACGUUAAUGACAGUUCAACAGCUAAGACCAACUGUGACAGAUGUGAGUCAGCUACUACAGAAUGGGGACUUUGUAGGAUAUCGAUAUGGGUCUUAUUAUACUUACGAAUCUUUAAUACAAAUGGGCUUUGAUAAUAGCAAGCUUAAGUUGUAUAGUACUGCAGAAGAAUGUGAUCAACUUCUAACUUUGGGAAGCCCAAAUGGAGGCAUUAGUGCUGCUUUUGAUGAAAUCCCAUACAUAAAGGUUAUUCUAUCAGGUUACUGCUCCAAAUAUACCACCAUUGGACCAACAUACAAAACUGAAGGGCCAGGCUUUGGUUUUGCAUUCAGAAGAGGUUCCCCUUUGGUAGCAGAUGUUUCAAGAGCUAUCUUAAAUUUAACACAGAAUAAUCAAGAUACCAUGAAAGCAAUUGAAGAUAGAUGGUUCAAGAACGAAACCCAUUGUAUACAACCCUCUGAAGAGGAUAGUUCCUACAAACUUGACCUUGAAAGUUUCCAAGGACUAUUUCUCGUUGCGGGUUUGGCUUCAUCAUUUGCCCUUAUAGUACACUAUUCUAUGAUACUUCGUGGCCACAGGAGGGUCUUCAUUCAGUUUGAUUCAAAUGAAUCAUUUUGCAAAAAAAUCUAUACCAUGUUUAGAAUCUACUUUCAAAAAGAUGCCAGAAUUGUUCCUGAUAAAGAUAUAUGGAUGCCUGAAGUGAAUUACGUAGCCCCACCAAAUCCACCAAGGAAUUUAGAACCAUAUGCUUGA
Molecule: messenger RNA, 2649 nt
Organism: Abrus precatorius (Indian licorice)
Lineage: Eukaryota; Viridiplantae; Streptophyta; Magnoliopsida; Fabales; Fabaceae
Product: glutamate receptor 2.8-like
Exons: 5
Coding region: 1-2649 (882 amino acids)
Cellular component (GO): plasma membrane
Molecular function (GO): signaling receptor activity; ligand-gated monoatomic ion channel activity
Source: RefSeq, a predicted model, not a curated record